AUGGAGGAGGAAUAUGGUCGCUUUUUCUUGUCCAAUUACAGAGGUGCUCCCUUGCACUUCCGUCCUGACGAGCCGCAGGCGCCUGGCAAACGACACGAAGCUUUGGCUUUCCAAUAUGUGGCUGAGACUCCUGCUGAAGCAUCUCAGAUUCGAGAUGAUCUGAGCUCCAAAGAGGAACUUUGUGGCGAGCUUUUCUCGGCGGCGCCCAGAGUAGCUCCCGGCUCAGCAGAGAGCCUGCGCAACCUGGGCCAUCGGGGCAAGGCCGAGAUUUCUUCUUUGAGCUGGGGAAAAGAGGACACCAGUCCCAAGCAGCUUCGUUUCAGCAAUGUCGAGGAGAUUGAACCUGCAUCGCAAGACCCUAGCUUUCCCGAACUGCCCCACGCGGUGGCGGCGGCAGCGGCUGCGACGGUGACACAGGACUUGGCUGACAGCCGAGAAGAGAGGAGGGUGCAGGAUGGCUUUCCAGAGAGGAGCCCACGGCGUCAUGGAGCGCGGCCGAUUGAGGUUGGAAAGCUUCCUGAGACCAUGGAGACAUCACUGCAUUCAGUGAUGGAGAUGGAUGAAGAAGUGGCCCGAAACAUCGACGACUUCUUCUCCCGGGAUGAGGCCUGGAGACAGCUGGCACGUCACUGUGACCUACGAAGUCAGGAGUUGAUGACGAGGAUUCACGAGCUUCCAGUGGUCUCGAAGGCGUCCAAGUUCAAGGUGACUGUGCCGAAACCAUAUCCUGGCGUGCAGUACAGGCGCUCCAAGCACUUGGAGGAGAGAUAUUCCCGAUUUGCGGAAAAUGGCGCCAUCGUAGUUGGACAGUUGGAAGCGGAUUCGGCGACCGGCGAGUGGCUCCGGAUCAGCGGAAACAUCUUCUUGCCGGUGCGCGUGGGACAGAUUCACAUCUUGGACGAGGUGAUUGAUCCUCCGGUCUCCACCAACAUGAAGUUUGGGCCCGAUCAAACUGGAGGCCACCGCGAGGCGGCUGAAGCUUGGUGGACGUGCUGCCCAUCCAACGCAGAAGCUGACUGUGGGAAAGCCUUGGAGCAAGCGGCGCAACCCAUGCGGCCGGAACAACAUCCUCGAUAA
Messenger RNA from Cladocopium goreaui, 1077 nucleotides. The record is from the annotation of a GenBank genome assembly. Lineage: Eukaryota; Dinophyceae; Suessiales; Symbiodiniaceae.